Molecule: messenger RNA, 4052 nt
Organism: Exophiala mesophila
Lineage: Eukaryota; Fungi; Ascomycota; Eurotiomycetes; Chaetothyriales; Herpotrichiellaceae
Exons: 4
Coding region: 301-3651 (1116 amino acids)
Biological process (GO): intra-Golgi vesicle-mediated transport
Cellular component (GO): endosome; trans-Golgi network; cytoplasm
Molecular function (GO): GTPase activator activity; protein binding
Source: RefSeq, a predicted model, not a curated record
AACCAACAUCCUCCUCCGCCAACUACACAACUUGCACUACACCCGCUACCACAAUAACCCCCAGCACCAGCACUUUGUAAUAUUCCACUGUACAUUGUUAGCUAUUUUCUCUUUCACUCUCCUGACUUGCUCUCAUCUCCUCCUCCGCCUCUCCCUCCACCAUCAAUCUAACGUUCUCUUCCUCCUCCGCCUCGGUCAUUGCGCCCUUUUUCUCGCCCCUCCUGGUCCAACUCCCCUCCCUCCGCCCACCCUGGCGCCCCGCAACCCCUUGGCCUGAACGUCAGGCCUUCCUUUUCAACAAUGGGCAAUAUAGGAAGCAGACUCGAGGAUGGCUCCGUUUUAUACCUCAAGGAUCAAUCGCGCUUCUCCAUCCAAUCCAUCACGGUGACCAACGCCCGUAGAAAGGUCCUUUUGACCGCCACUCCUAACUCCUAUCCUGCCUCGCGCAUUCUCGCCAAACCGGACUCUCAAGACUACAGGCCGGUUUCGUAUAUUCAGGAUCCAGAGUCCGCCUCCCUUUCCUUCAUCCCCAGGCUGGACCUCGAGGAUGAACUUGACCUUCGUUUUACCUUUGCCACUCGCCAGACUCCCGGCCUUCCGCCCUCCACUCCCUCUACUGCUACCCCUGCCGCCGAUACCAACAUCUCCGGUCUGACUUUUGCCUAUGCGCACAACACCAAAGAAUUGGAUACCUUAAUCACACGUGAAUUCCACGCCGACCCUAAUCUCCAUAAAAAUUCAAAUGUACAAUUUAUCGGCGACUUCCAGACUAAUGGCAAUCCCGCCAUCACUUACGAGUGGAGCUGGAGAUGGAAACCCCCAAAAGCAAUGGAAGACAAGGGUGGAGGUUGGCGGAAUACUUGCAGCUUUCUCGAGUACGAUUCUAGGGCUCACAGAUUGAAUACUCUGGCAUCUUUCUCAUUUUGGGUUCACAACAACAUUCCUCUUGUCACCACCCCACUCGCAUCUCCCGGCUUCGAACUUUUGGUCCCAAAUCAAAGAGGCCGGAUGCCCUCCUCGCAGUCCUAUCAAUCCACCGUCAGUGAUUCUGAGGGCCCGCAGACCGAUUUGGCCGCUCCCGCCUCUCCCCAUAUCUCCACUAGCGACUACAAUUCCACCGCUCCCACAGUUGUUGACCCUGCUCAGAUCCUGCCGGUCAUUGACGUUCACUGCAACCGUCCCGGCGAAGAUGUUAGCGCUGUCGAAGACGGUCCUGUCUUCAGAGCCACGAUGAAAGCCCUCGAGCAGAAAACCGGGGCCAUGCGAGUUCAGAUUAAAAAGGUCCUCAAAAAGGCCGAGGCCGCCCAGCAAGCCCAGGUCGAAUACAACUCUGCCAUGUCCGCCUUUCACCUCGCUCUCCAAGAGGCUUCCAGCUCAAACGCCUCUGCAUUCCAACCUGCAAUCGAUCAUUACUUUACCAACAUCGCUCAAAGGAUACUCAAGUACGAAAAAGAAACUGGCGUCUUGUUGCAAAAGCAGAUUAUCGACCCCAUUUCCAAGCUCUACAAUCUAGACAUUAAACAAGCCGAGGCCAAGAAGAAAGACUUCGAGGACGAAAGUAGAGACUACUAUGCUUAUGUUAGCAGGUAUCUUGGCCAACGUCAGGACUCCCUAAAGGAUAAAAAGCGCGCAGAAAGCGACUCAAAAUACCAGAACAAAAAGAAGAAUUUUGAGCUCAAGCGAUUUGAUUACUCGACCUUCAUGCAGGACCUUCACGGUGGCCGCAAGGAGCAAGAACUGUUGUCCCAGCUAACAAAAUAUGCCGAAAGUCAUACCAAAUCAUUCCUGUCCGCUUCGAAGAGGGUGGAUACCUACACUCCACGUUUGGACGCACUGGUCAAGGAAGUUGGUAACGCCGAUAAAGAGUAUAACCUUCAACGAACAGAGAGGGAAGAGAAACGCAGAAAUCUCGAGAAAAAUGGUCCCGUGGCGCUUGAGACUGACGCCGGACCACAAUCCGCCGGAGCCCAACCAAAUCAGGCACCCCCGGUGCAAAACGGCUCCGCGGGAUACACAUCGGACACAGACCUAAGCAGAGCUGACAGUACAAGCUCUCAGUUCGCACAAGGGCCAUCCAAGACCUUGUCUCCGACAACAAACUCCCUACAAGGCGGCCUCCUUAACAACACCUUCCCAAGCUCACCUGGCAACCCAACUUCGGCUAUCACUCCUAGCAAGUUCAAAGGCAUUCGCGACCUAGAUGAAAAUUCCGUGGCCACCAGCGACAAGUCUUCAACUGGACAGAUGCGCAAAGAGGGCCUGUUGUGGGCCCUCAGCAAACCAGGCUCACAUAUCGACCCCAAGGGUAUCAAUAAACAGGCUUGGCAUAAAUUUUGGAUCGUCCUCGAUCAGGGCAAGCUCUCUGAAUAUAGCAACUGGAAAGACAAAUUAGACCUGCAUCGAGAGCCCACUGAUUUGCGCGUGGCCUCUGUACGCAUGGCCCGCGAUGCUGAGCGAAGGUUCUGUUUCGAAGUCAUUACUCCACAAUAUAAACGGGUCUAUCAAGCGACGACCGAGGAUGAGAUGAACAAUUGGAUUACCUCCAUCAACAAUGCUUUGCAGAGUGCGAUGGAGCUUGGUGCACAGUCCUCCCAGCAGCCACGCAAAGAGACACAUGGGCGCGAGUAUGGGCACGUCCUGACCGGCAAAAGCGCGUCACAGUCCGGCCCGCAUGGUUAUGCACAAAAGGUUGACUCUGUAGGGGUGUCGCGAAGGAUCACGGUCGGCGCAAGACCGACUUAUACUCGUACCAGUAGCAAUAGCUACGAAGAAAACCCGUCCAAACUUCUCGAUCAGAUCCGAAAUGUCGAUCAAGGGAACCAGUUUUGCGCCGACUGUUGUUCAACCUCCAAGGUUGAGUGGGUGUCGUUGAAUCUGGGCAUCAUCUUGUGCAUUGAAUGUGGUGGCAUCCACCGCUCGCUUGGCACACACGUAUCCAAGAUCCGAUCGUUGACACUGGACGUCCACUCAUUUACCAAUGACAUCGUUGAGCUACUAAUGGCCAUUGGCAAUCGCAUCAGCAACAUGAUCUGGGAGGCCCUCCUUGACCGAUCGCUGAAGCCAGGUCCCAUGGCCACAAGGGAUCAACGGCUGAGAUUUAUAACUGCUAAAUACGUCGAACGUGCUUAUGUGGAACCGGUCGGUCAGUAUGGCACAGCAGAGGAUGCCAUGUUGACCUCAAUCAAGCGCCACGACAUUCAAGGAGUGCUUCAGAACAUCGCCAGAAAGGCCAAUGUCAAUGCCCACGAUCGAUCCCGGAACACCCACGCUGUAUUCCUUGCUCUAGCCGCUGCAGACCCCGCUCGUCCAGCCUCGUCUCACUCCAACACAGGACAGCCAUCAUCGGGGUCGACGGUCAAAGCUUUUCCUCUUGCCGAGCUACUGAUGCAAAACGGCGCCGAAAUCCCGGUGGAACCCCCUCCGAUUCCUCUCUCUCCAGCAGCACAACUGUACAUUGACCAGCGGACAUCAAGAGCCGUGUCGAGCGUUUCAACUGGAGGGAUGUUGGGAGACCGGCUUGGGCCACUGCCCAUGCUCACGAAAGCCCCGCCACUAGCCUCGUUGUCGUCAGACGGGGCUACCAAGUUGCAAAAGCGCAGUAGUACUGGGUCAAGGUUCUCUGCCAAGGUUAGUGGGUUAGGAGAACGAUAGCAUCGGUACCGACGGACGAUGGAUUUUGAAGUUUUGUGCGAUUCAAGUGAUUUUGAUGAAUUGGAUGACGACUGAUGUAUUACGACGAGUGAAGGUGUAAUGUUAGAGACGACAGAAGGCACAUGGCCACGACCAAGAGCAGCUGUGGCUUGAGUGACCAGCACGUGGUGAAGAGAUGUCAAUGAUUGCGACGGAAGCUGUCGUGUGGGACAGGCUUGGGCCAUUGUUUGAUGAGCGCCGAUGGUGCAGGAGGAUUUAUGACCAUGGAUAUGGGACGCUAUCUUUGAUGCUGCAUUACUGGGUUCUUGUUCUCUGACCACAUGACCUGUCUACAAACCUUGAUGGGCAAUUGGAUUAAUCAAUAAUGAGCAUGGAAUUGCAUUGACCUCGACUUUGAACCC